UUAUCCUACAGCUGAGAUUCGUUCACCGAUCGUCGGAGGGUGUGUGUGUCUAUGUGAACAAACGUCAACAGAAAAAUAGUGCCUGUAUCAGCCACGAAUACGCAGAUUAUGCCAUCGCGAUGCGGAGUCGUCGCGUCAACCGGUCUCAUCGUUCCUUUCAACUGUGAGCGAAGAACGACGUUUAUCGGCGACUAUUCGCCAGGACUAUCGAAAUGAAGAGUGACAUCCUGACAACAGCCGUCGUCGAAAGCAACGUUUUUUAGGUCUUUUCCGUACGAAAUAGUGCAGCUCGACUCUCGACAGAGAUUUUAGAGAUAUUAAGGACAGAAGUGGGCUUGCAAUUAAAUUAUUACACGUAACAUCUCAUUUAAUUACAUAUAUUUUUUACUUUGAAGAGCAUAAUAUUGAGGCAGUAAACACAAACACCAGAGACAACAAUGAUACAGAUACAAACGAAACUGUCACGAGAGCCGGUUUACAUCGCUGGCGAUGUAAUCGAAUGUGUGAUAUCGUUCAAAAACAUCUCUCAACUAUGUGAAUCUACCGGACCAGAGAUACUCGCUUGGUCGUCAGCACAACUUCAUUGUUAUUGCUCCGUUGACGAAGCAAAGUUAAAGUUGCCCAGCAGCGUGCGCUGUGACCAGUUGGUCACAGGAACAAAAGAAACUUCGUUCGUGCCCAACCAGGGCGAGAAGGGUUUCGUCAUCUAUUCGUCGCAGCCAACAAUCCUCCUUUGUGAUUUGCGCUUGCUCCCAGGAGAUGUGAAGACUUUUGUGUAUAGAGAAAAAUUACCGCCCGGACUCCCACCAUCAUACAAGGGCCAAAUGGUCAAGUACAGCUACAAGAUCUCCAUUGGUACACAAAAGAUCAACGCGGCUAGUAAGCUCUUUAAGAUCCCUCUAAAGGUUUUCUGCAUAGUAGACUUCGCUUAUUCCAACUCGGAGUGCAGUCUUAACCACACGAAACAGAAAUCGUUUGGCGGAGAUAAUAAUAACAAUAGUGGUAGUGGCACAAACAAUAACGGGAACACCAACAACCAGCAAAAUUCUUAUGGCAACAACCCAUUUUUGAGUCCCCUAAUUAGGCCAAGUCUGGCUGAGUGCGCUAUGGAGUAUCUCGAAGACGUGACUGCACCCCGCCAACCAAGCUAUUUCAAUAUCACUCAGGGAAGCGAGCAUGAUGUCGCGCGGUUCUGUCUUCUCAAAUCCAAUUUCCGCUUGGGUGAGGAUAUCGUCGGUACGUUUGAUUUUUCCAAAGGCACAAUUCCAUGCGUGCAGUUUUCGGUGACACUGCAAAGUGUUGAAAGAACUCGUGAUGGCAAGUACACGCAAAUUCUGCCCUACAGUAAAGCUCAUGAAAUUUGCUUAUUCCUCCGGCAAACCCAUGUUGCACUACCAAUCCCUGUGCACGUAGCUCCAUCGUUUGAGACGGAUCUUGUCGAACUGUCGUGGAGGCUGCACUUUGAGUUCGUGAUGACUCCGAACGACCUCAAAACGUUCCCGCCAGACCUUCUUCAACAUGCUGAUGCCAACUGGGAACCGCCAGCCGAACUGGAUGUGCACACUAUGGUCUGGAACCUGCCUGUGAACAUCUUUCCUUCACAUAGUGCCCACAUUGCUGCACGCUUAAAUCUUCAGAGAGAGUUCUAUACAGCCUUGUAAAGUGGCUAUGUAAACCAUUAAAUGUUGCUCAUGUAAAGUCACUAUUAUUAAAUAUACUGGCAGGUAAAUUUACACGAGUUGCUCAAAUUGUCCGGCCUAAAUCCAAGUUCUAAUUCCCAAUCAACGAUUCAUUGUGUAAUUUGUGUGUUUAACGGUAGAAUGAAAAAGCCAGUAUUCGGAUUCUAAGAACGACUGCAGUGUUUAGUUGUGUUAAAUUUCGUAUUAUUGCUUGUAAGUUGUUUACAGCAUUUGUUAACAGAGAGAUUUCUGCGAGUUUUUAAGGACUCUCUUUAUCUAGUGUCUGGAAUCCUGCUUAUUAUUGAAUUUUAGAUGACGUCAAAUUAUAAAUGACAAUCUAGGCUAAACAAAAUGCUUCAAGGAGAUACAGAGGCAGUAUAUUAUGGCAAGAGUUGGAGAUCCGGCAACCUUAAUUGACUUUAGUAGAUCAGUCAAGCUGACAAUCGCUUGGCCUUUUCGUCUACAUGUUGAUGUAUAUAACGAGAAGAAAUGUAUAUUUACAUCGAAUUAAAGAAAUAAAAUCGGUCAAUACGUUUACAAAAUUAUUUUUUGUCUUCUAUUUCCAGCUAGAACUAUAGCCAGUUUCAACCAGUCGUAAAUAAAACACCAUACUAGUAAAAUCUAACUGCUCUUACACCUAAAAUUGUCUUUCAAGUUUUUCUUUAUGAAAGAAACUUGGUUGUCGCUACAAGCCAUACAAAUAUUCUUAUAAUGCACUUCUCAGUAACUAAAAUUCUAGUUAUAAUUGAAUAAAUUCGGAAGACUUCAGAAUAGGGUGGCACUGAAGGCAUUAUAUACAGUUAAAAAAUAAUAAUUGAUUUCCUUCGGAACUGAGCGAAAUUUCGAAGUAAUACUCUCGGAAUCUAAGAAUUGAGAGCAAAAUAAAUUUACACAGAGUGAAGCGCGGCUUUCCGAGGGACGCUGAUAUUUCCUUAUUGCAAUUCUU
Molecule: messenger RNA, 2625 nt
Organism: Varroa destructor (honeybee mite)
Lineage: Eukaryota; Metazoa; Arthropoda; Arachnida; Mesostigmata; Varroidae
Product: RAB6A-GEF complex partner protein 2
Source: RefSeq, a predicted model, not a curated record